GAGAAGAGGGUGAACAGCAGCCACGGCGCGCACGGCGCCGGCGGCAGCGGCGUAGGCUCGGCUGUCUCAAAGCUGCUGCUUGCGGCCUGUGCCGUGGGCGUUGGUGCAUCGUUUUCUGCGCCGAUUGGUGGCGUGAUCUUUGCCCUGGAGCUUAUGAUGCCGCAGACCUACGAUGCAUUUGCAUACUGGGGCUGCUUCACCGCCGGCAUCAUCGGUGCCAUCACCUAUGCCGUUGAAAGGACUCUGACAAGCGGAGGUGCAGAGAUCUUGCCCCUGAUCAGCUCCAACGUACCUGUGUCUCCAACUUGA
Molecule: messenger RNA, 309 nt
Organism: Symbiodinium necroappetens
Lineage: Eukaryota; Dinophyceae; Suessiales; Symbiodiniaceae
Source: the annotation of a GenBank genome assembly